AUGGCUUUGACAGCUUCUCCUGCACAAGCCGGACACCAACCAAAGGGCUGUGCCGGCUGCAACCGGAAAAUCAAGGACCGCUACCUGCUGAAGGCCUUGGACAAGUACUGGCAUGAAGACUGCCUCAAGUGCGCCUGCUGCGACUGCCGACUCGGCGAGGUGGGCUCCACGCUGUACACCAAAGCCAACCUCAUCCUCUGUCGAGGGACUAUCUACGGCAACUGUGCAGCUUGCAGCAAACUCAUCCCAGCAUUCGAGAUGGUCAUGAGAGCCAAGGAGAACGUCUAUCACCUGGACUGCUUCGCCUGCCAGCUGUGUAACCAGAG
Molecule: messenger RNA, 326 nt
Organism: Carassius auratus (goldfish)
Lineage: Eukaryota; Metazoa; Chordata; Actinopteri; Cypriniformes; Cyprinidae
Product: LIM domain only protein 3-like
Exons: 3
Biological process (GO): positive regulation of transcription by RNA polymerase II
Cellular component (GO): nucleus
Molecular function (GO): DNA-binding transcription factor binding; transcription coactivator activity
Source: RefSeq, a predicted model, not a curated record